AUGAGUCCAUUCCCGGAGAGGUUCUUCAAGUUCGGCUACGAACCUCAAAACAAGAAGGUAAACACGUACUUCCAGCUGAACUACCUCGAUGCUAUUACCUUCGCACUUGAAGAUGACCACAUAGACAAGCUUAUGGACUCCCAAUUUGGGAAACUUUUUCAAGCUGGCAACAAGAUCGCAUCUUCCGUUAGGUUUCUCCACUUUCUGCUGUCUAGGCAACUCGUUACCAGUAAGAAGAAAGAGAUAUGGUGUCUUUUCUCUGGUCAGCCAAUUCGUUUCUCGAUGAGGGAGUUCACUAUUGCUACAGGUCUGGAUUGCUCGACUCUACCUUCGACAUCUGAAGGUGACGAUGAUGAAAUCAAGAGUUACACUAAGCAAUUGUUUGGGUCUGAGAAAAAUGCAACUCCACUUUGGAUAGCCAAUACUCUUUUGGGCAGGCCGUACAAGGACAAAGAUACCAGAUUCAAGCUUGCUUGUCUACUACUAGUUGACGGGAUAGUAUGUCCCACCUCUAAGAAUACAAAAAUAAAUGGGGAUCAUAUCUUGAUGGUUAGAGAUGUUGAUGAAUUUCUCUCCUAUCCUUGGGGUCGCAAAUCGUUUGACAUCACAAUGGAAAGCAUAAAAACUAGAACUGUUACUCUGUCCAAUCUCUGUCAGCCGACCUGUGCGAUUCAGGGCUUCUUACACGCUCUUCAAAUGGUGGUUUUAGCUUGCGUCCCCAACUUGUUGUCUAAGGAUGUUAAGGGGAAGAAACCAAGCUUAGCUGAUGAUGAUGAAGACGACGAUGAUCUCCCAUUACUACGCCCCGGUGCCCAGAAACCAAUUACACUUCAGAUGAAUCAUGUUAAAAUGGUUGACAAAGACGAUAAGGUCGUUGUAAAACAUAUCCUCGAAGAUGAGGACUCAGUCUUCGACGAGGAGGAUAUAUUACACCCAGAUGAAGACGAGGACUCGAAGGUGAAAAAGCUGAUGAGUGCCAUUGAACAUGGAACUGCAUUCAUCAACAAGUCCUUCGUUGGCGGAGUCAAGGCAUCCGAACAUAAGAAAUUGCUUGCUGGAAAUUCCAGCAUUUUGAAUGCGGUUAACACACUUACAUCUGAUUUUCGGCUGAUUCGCCGUGAUGUGAAAUCGGCAGUCAAUGAGCUAGCCUUUUUACGAGCCGAGUUCACUAAAUUCAAAGAGAGGAGUCGUCCUACUGACACAUUACCCAUUACAACCUCAAACAAAGUUCACAGAGAAGAACGACAAAAAGAUAACCAAGGAAGUAACGAUGGUGAUCAGGAAAAAGAUAACGAGGGGAAUGAAGAGGGAGAAGAUAACGCAGCAGACCAGGAAGGGGAGAAACAAGUGUAUGAACAGAGAACCGGUCAUGGUGUUGUCGGUUCUCAAGUUGGAGAUGAAAAAGAAGUUACUUUCACCGAUGAGACUACCAAGGCGACUAAUACGAUUGAUGAAGUACUUCAAGAUUUAAAUUCCUGUGAUCUGGGGGUAGAUGAAAGUACCAAUCUCCCAGUUUCGUCCAUUCCUGUAACAGAUCCAAAUAUACAGGAGACAGAGGACAUUGCAGACGUCCAAGAUCCAAUUCCCGAACCCGCAAAUACAAAGGAGACAGAGGACAUUGCAGACGUCCAAGAUCCAAUUCUCGAGCCCGCAAAUGCAAAGGAGACAGAGGACAUUGCAGACAUCCAAGAUCCAAUUCCCGAGCCCGCAAAUACAAAGGAGGCAGAGGACAUUUCAGACGUCCAAGAUCUAAUCCCCGAGCCUGCAAAUACAAAGGAGACAGAGGACAUUGCAGAUGUCCAAGAUCCAAUUCCCGAGCCCCCAAAUACAAAGGUUACCGUUGACCAUGAUGACUCAAGUGUUUCCAUUUUUGUUUCGGAUAACGAACAGCCAAUAGUAGACGAUCCUCCAGCUUUUUCACUAGGUCUAACGCAGGAAGAGAAAAACCGUGAGGAAUCUCGGCUAAGAGAACAAGAGUACAAGAGAAAAACGGAUGUUGGAGAUUCUUCCAAAUGUCCUCCUCCAACACGUAAAAGCUACAUGAAUGCCAUAGUUGCCUCUAUUCGUGAUGAGCUGUGGGCAACCAGAGAAGCUCAUCCCAUCAAUUAUGAUUUCGUUGAGUUCGGAUUAAUCGUCGAAAUUGUCAGGCUUCAUGAUCAAUUUCUAUCAAACUCGAAGAAGGCCAAGAUAACCCUGCCCAAAGGUACCAUAUCCUACGUCAAAAACAGAUUCCCUUGGUACACUGUAGUCGGUCGUCUCUACUGUCCCUUCCAUAUUGAUGGUAGGCUUUGGAUUGGUCUUUGCAUCGAUUUGGAGGCACACGAUAUAGCUGUUUUUAAUUGCAACCCAACAAUUAAGGAGAUGAAGCUUAAGACCCUCAUAGUACCACUUGCCGAAUCUCUACCACACUUCAUCAGGAAAGUAGCGUACAACUCAGAGAUGAAGAACGACACCCUAGACGCAUUCAACAUUUCAAUUUGCUAA
This is a messenger RNA of Eutrema salsugineum, 2484 nucleotides long. RefSeq lists its product as uncharacterized. Gene Ontology annotation, molecular function: cysteine-type peptidase activity. Lineage: Eukaryota; Viridiplantae; Streptophyta; Magnoliopsida; Brassicales; Brassicaceae. Gene Ontology annotation, biological process: proteolysis. The record is from RefSeq and is a predicted model, not a curated record. The transcript has 11 exons. Bases 1 to 2484 code for a protein of 827 amino acids.